This is a messenger RNA of Prosopis cineraria, 1059 nucleotides long. RefSeq names its product CASP-like protein 1D2. The record is from RefSeq and is a predicted model, not a curated record. NCBI's taxonomy places the organism in Eukaryota, Viridiplantae, Streptophyta, Magnoliopsida, Fabales, Fabaceae. The transcript has 3 exons. The coding region runs from base 172 to 780 and encodes 202 amino acids.
GAGAUCCCCUGUCGUGCAGGAAACUCUCUCUCUCUCUCUCUCUCUCUCUAUAUAUAUAUAUAUAUGUAUAUGUAUAUAGAAGUGAUAUAUAUACAUGCAAUAGCUAGCCAGCCAAGCUAAAUCAUUGCUCAUUCAGACCUGCGACAAGCUCAUAUCAUCAUCACUAGCUACAUGGCUUCUACCACAGAAAAGCCUGCCGACCCUGAAUAUAGGUCUGAGGCGGCGGCGGCGCCUACUCCUCCUCCGGCGGGCCUGUGGGAUUACUUUCAGGCAGACGUGGCUCUGAGGUUUCUUCUGUUUGCGUCAAGUUUGGUGGCGAUCGUCGUGAUAGUGACGAGCCAGCAAACAGAGCUCGCGCCAGCUCAACCGCUCGGAGGGCCUCCUCUUGUGCCUAAGCCUGCUAAGUUCAAAUACUCUCCUGCCUACAUAUAUUUUGUGACGGCGUUCUCUGUUGCUGGGCUUUAUAGCAUCCUCACCACUCUCGCAUCAAUCUCAGUCAUGUCCAGACCUGACCUCAAACUCAAGUUCCUCCUCCAUUUUAUAUUCUGGGACACACUGAUUCUGGGGAUAGUGGCCUCAGCAACAGGGACAGCAGGGGCAGUGGCAUACUCGAGUUUAAAGGGAAACGACCACUUUAAUUGGAACGAAGUGUGUAAUGUGUACGACAAAUUCUGCAGGCAUCUUGCUGGCUCCUUGGCUGUCGCUUUGUUCGGCAGUGUUGUUGCCGUCUUGCUCGUCUGGCUUUCAGCCACCUCCCUUCACAGUCGAAUUCCCAAGUAGAAUGAUGAUGACGACGAUUGUGUUGUGCUAGACUGCCUGCUUCUUGGAUUCACCAAGUCAUUCAGUGUGUAUCAUAAUAAUAAGUUCAUCAUAAUGUUUGCAUCCAAACACUCUGUUCCCUGGGUGUCCAUUAUUUGUGUAAAUGAUAGUUAUCUAUUCUCGUGUGACCCCUUAUGUAUUUUGCAUUCUAUUUGGGUUGUAAAUGAUUUGUAAUUAUUCUAUCUGUAUCAGAAACAGACUUUGUCAUUUAUAUUUUCCAGAUAGUUCUUUAUCUUGUCA